Messenger RNA from Athalia rosae (coleseed sawfly), 4324 nucleotides. RefSeq lists its product as uncharacterized. Lineage: Eukaryota; Metazoa; Arthropoda; Insecta; Hymenoptera; Athaliidae. The coding region runs from base 1202 to 3877 and encodes 891 amino acids. The record is from RefSeq and is a predicted model, not a curated record. Gene Ontology annotation, biological process: sensory perception of taste. Gene Ontology annotation, cellular component: membrane; neuronal cell body; axon. The transcript has 8 exons.
UAUGUACGCGUCGGUCUCGAUGAGAUCGUGCAACUGCCAAAUUGUACCACUACGUCGUCUUUUGUUUAAUUUCCCUGUGUUUGCGAUCUUCUCUGCGACCCACUCGAUGAUGACGGUUGACAAAAAAAUUCAAUCGGAUCGUUGCGAGAUCACGGCACGGGCGGAGGGAAAUAACUCUCGACGGUUUCCGAGUCGAAUUAUUUUUUGAUCCAAUUCUUUUUUUCGUGUGAAAAUUUUUUCAUGUUUUUUUUCUUCUCUUUCAUAUCGCGCGGAUAUAGAUAUAGAUAGAUCAGAAGUAGUAGCGUGACGCACGUGGUGAAUCAGUUUGUUGUUUUCGAAUUCAGUUCGUAGCAAAUAAAGUUGGGAAAAAAUAAGAGAGGAAUACGCGACUCGUAUUAUUGUACGAAUCAGUUGCCAACCGGACGAAUUCUCGAGAGCAGUAACGCAAAGAAUCGAGAAAGCGAAACACAAAAACUUAAAGUUCGUUCGCAAUAUGGGUAUACAUCUCAUCUGGGUGUUUCGCUUCGGUUUUUUUUUUUUUUUUUUAAAUAAAAUUGAUACCUUCCCGCAUCUUAUUUCUCUCGCAACGAUAAUCUCCUGCGGUCAGGCAACUCGCGAUUGUUCCGCGUCGCGAUGUUCGUCGAUCCCUGGGGGAUGUGAAUUUUUCAAACUUCGAACCCGAAAUGGCGUGCCCGUUGAUCGUUUGUUUCACGAUUGCCCCGCGACAGGAAAACGGAAGUGGUCUGAUUAAUUCAUCGUUGCAAAGUAGAUCGAAGCCCAGCCGAUACCGUGCAAGACUUUUAUUUCAAUCGUCAAGCGACAAAAAAGAAGAAAACUGAUGCAAAGGAAACCGUACGAUCGUUCAUUAUUCACGAACAAAUGAAAUGACAAUAGAUGCAACGCGCGUGAUGUAAUGAAAAUGGAAACCGAAUCGAUUUGUAUAUCCCUCGAUUACGUUCGUAAAAUGGACAUUCUUGUGACAUGCACUCUGCGCAAUGGCGACCAAUUUCAUUAUUUGCACAAUCUGAUCGCACGGUUACUGUAAAAAAAAAAAAAAAAUCACACUGUUUCAAUAAUUCCAGCGCAUAUCGAAAACUGGGGAGCAUCCAGUCGUGGAAGAUCUAUCGCUAGGCUGAUACCUCCGAUUCUUUGCGUAGAACGAAAAUAAAAGCUAGAGAAAUAAUCCGACUCUUCUCCCACGAUGAAUCGUCGUGUCAGGCUCCUAUGGAUCGUUCUGACGAUCGUUUAUCCCCUCAGGGUUUUUGGGCUCGCUCCUUUUUCCAUCGACACCGAAACUUGGCGGAGAGCGUCGACUAAUUUAUCGGCACCAAGGGUCUUCGUCCCGACUAAAAUCGGCCUCGCUUACGACGUCCUUCUUUCGAUCGCGUUUUUGGUGCUCGCAGCACUCGCCUGGCCCAGUGCUUACGAUCUAGAUUAUCCAAAUAAAAGUUUCUUCACCGCAACUACCGAUGUCGUGCAAGGAAUGAUCUUCAUAGUAACGACUUGCGUUAUCCUUAUCUCCUGGGGUUUCAACCAAACGAAAGCCGUCGGGAUAAUCAACAGACUGAUCGGUGUCGAGUUUGCGCUCAAUAGUUACUUCGAGAAUCGUCCGGUAUAUUCAAAAUUAUCGAUCGCCCGCUGCGUUUUUCAUUUGAUAUCAAACGCCGCCCUGUGGAUCACAUUGUGGGUUACGGAGAUUGUGAUCUAUUCCAAGGUCAUUGUUAUAUUAUGGUCCUAUAUCAAUGUACCAAGUUUUUUAGUUUACUGUUACAUCGUUGAGUACUUAAUCGCGCUCGGUUUGAUUGCUAACAAAUUCGAAAGGGUUAACGAUUGCCUCUCGGAUUUGAAUAUGGUAUCGUAUCGAACGAGUUCCCGGCUGUUGGCAGAUUUGAAAUUACUCCAUAAAAUACGAACGACGCUCUUCGAGGUCUCCGAGGACCUGGCGGAAUUCUUUUCUUUUCCAAUUUUACUCUGCAUCGCUUGUUCGUUUUUUAAUUUAGUUUACAAUUUUUAUUACCUGCUGACUUACCCGUUUUUAUCGACCGACACUCCGUCGAACAUCGCUCUGAAUAAUACGCUCUCAUGGAUUCUCGUUGCUCUUUAUCCCCUCGUUUUACUCUUUGCCAGUAUCAAGGAGACCAUCGAAAAGGCAAAACUAACGGCGCUCAUUAUAGAUAAAUUAUACGAUGCAACGACGCGAUCGGAGAUCAGAACUGAGCUCAGACACUUUUCCCUUCAUCUACUUCACGAAAAGCUGCAUUUUCAAGCCUACAACUUCUUCACGAUCGACUUCAAUUUAUUGCAAUCGAUGAUCGGAGCCACCGCUACCUACCUCGCGAUAAUAUGCCAGUUCAAUUUCGAAUCUCUUAAUCCUAUCGGAAUGCGUCGGACGAUAACGGGACAAGAUUUAUGGCUAAUUUGCGUAACUGCCGUACAGUUUUUCAGUUUUCGAAGUGACCUCAACGUUCGCGGUCGCAUGGGGAAAAAUAUUUCACCUUCGACGAUGAAAUUUCUGCCAAAUGGUUACAAAAACUUACUGAACUUCGUAAAAGCAUGUGUGAUGUUUUCGAAAAUUUUUGGCCUGACACCUUUCUCCGUCAGGAUUGAAACCGAAACGAUAAAAAACAGCUCUCAGCGCAUUUUGGCUCGGGGGGGACCAGCCUUCGUGAAUUCGAAAUUUGGAAUGGCUUACAAUAUUCUGAUAAUAAUCGUGCUCGUGGUAACGCCGGUAUACAUUCUGUCGGGAGAUUUAGCCAUCGACUACGGUACCAAGAACUCCAUGACAAUAGCUAUAUGGGUGGUCCAAAAAAUUCAGGCUUUCGUCGCAGCCGUUAUAGUGAUCGGUUGUUGCGGAUUUAGGCAAAAAAUGAUCACGAGUAUAACGAACAGAUUGUUGAACACGGAUGUUCUACUCGGUUCAUUUCUCGAUAAGAGUCGUCAAGUAUUUUCGACGUCAUACUAUUUGGCGCACAUUAUUUUCACUGCUUCAAUAUGGAUGACUUUCGUUAGCUUUGAACCUCCAAAUCAUUACGGCGGAUCGAAGCUAUUGGUUUGGUGCGUCGACAGCAUACCGGCUGCGAUAAUGUACAUUUUUACCGUAAAGUAUGCGAUAAUCGUCGGUUCGAUAGCCAGAGAAUUGAAAAACUUCAAUGAAAUAUUGUCGGAAUUCGACGAGUCGAUCAACGACGACGAAUCAACGAAUCCUCGCAACUCCGCUGCAGGUUUAUAUUGUUACGCAUCGUUGAUAACUCGACGAAAUAAUUACGUAUCGCCGGAUCGAUUAGCCUCCCUUAAAUUACUCCACGCCAUUCGUAACACUCUUACAGAAAUCUCGAUAGAUGUGAGACAAUAUUUUUCAUUUCCCAUAACGCAUUGUAUGAUCGCAUUUUUCGUAGCUAUUGUCACACAUACUUAUGCGAUAACGACUAACGUUCUGUCGGAAGAAGAAAAAUUUUCAUUAGACGACGGAAUUUUGAAAGCCGUCUGUCGGUUAUGCAUCGUUUGUUAUCCGAUGAUUCUGCUCUUCGAGAAUGUCAGAAGAACUCUGAAACGGGCUAAUACCACCGGACACGUAAUUCACACUUUGCUUCGCAGAUCCAACCAACGAGACAUAAGAACCGAACUCGAACAAUUCUCCUGUCAAUUGCUACACGAAAAGAUCAAGUUCACAGCAAAUGGAUUAUUCUCAUUGGACUACUCGCUGUUACAUUCGAUGGUAGGGGCAACGACGACCUACCUCGUUAUUUUGAUGCAGUUUAACGACGCGGGCACGGAGAAAAAUUUCAGUCAAUUAAGCGAAGUCGAACGAUUUGAAAAUGAGACUACUUGUAAUAACGAUAAUAAUCAUGCCAUCGGUUAUAUUCGCAAUGAUACUUGAUAUUUUUUUUUUUUCUUUUUAUUAUUAUUAUAUUUAUAUAGCGAUCAGGCGUUUUCUACAUGCACACGAGAUACAUUUCGAUACAAUUAUUAACAACUAUAUUUCAUAAUAUAGGCUCAAUUGAAAAUAUCCACGAUGCUUAUAUAAAUUAUUACGAUAGUAUUUGAUCUUCACUCGGAACAUUGCAUACACAUAUGUGUAAUAAUUUAUUCUUCUAUAGUCGCUUGCAGUUACGCAUUUAUUUAUCUUGUUGCCUCAUCUAAUCUUUAAUCACAACCAAACAAUACUAAUACGUAUUCAUCGUAUUGGGGUGGUUAUCUGAUAGAUAAUGUCAUCUCAACUUUGAGAUUAUACAAAUCUCCGCGUAGACGAUACAUACUCAUUGAACUUAUUCACCUAAGCAUUCUAGCUGUAUAUAAGCGAUAAUAUAUAUAUAUAUAGGUAAUA